This is a messenger RNA of Ricinus communis (castor bean), 2090 nucleotides long. RefSeq names its product O-fucosyltransferase 19. The record is from RefSeq and is a predicted model, not a curated record. Gene Ontology annotation, cellular component: cytoplasm. NCBI's taxonomy places the organism in Eukaryota, Viridiplantae, Streptophyta, Magnoliopsida, Malpighiales, Euphorbiaceae. The transcript has 8 exons. Bases 118 to 1809 code for a protein of 563 amino acids.
AACAAGAAGAAAACAAUAGGAAUAAACAAAAAAAAAAACAUUGCCAGCCGUUAACUUCAACUUUCCUCCAACAAUUUUUAAUAUUCUAUCUAUUAUUGAUCCUUUCUGUAUGUACCCAUGUCAAGUUCUGUAGAAAACUCACGUACCAACAGCUCUGCCUACGUGACAAGGCGGCGUUUGGUGGAUUUAAUAGUAUCACAAGAUGGUAGAGAAAACAUGUCAAUAAAAAACCAGGCAGCUUUCUUGCGUAGAAGGGUACGACGAUACUUGCCGGGGAGUUUCUUGGGGAGACUGGUGUUUGUCAGUUUGAUGGUUAUGGCGUUUCUGACAAUGCUUUCCAAGGUUCAUUUGCUCAAUAACCUGCCAGCACUCUCAUCGGAGAGAGCUCAUUUCCUUGUUCAUCCAAUGGUUGAGGAUAACUCAGCUGUUCAUAAUAAUGUUAUCGAGGAAAAAUUUGGAGGCUUUGAUUCUAAGUGGAAAUCUCCUUCAACGUUGUCGAUAUCGAAUCCAGAACUUUGGAAGAAGCCCAACAGUGAUAACUUUUAUAAAUGCAUCAACCGAUCUAGAAGUGAAAAAAGAAUUGGAAAUGCGACAGAUGGCUACCUUUUAGUUCAUGCAAAUGGUGGAUUGAAUCAAAUGAAAAUUGGGAUAAGUGAUAUGGUUGCCAUAGCCAAAAUUAUAAACGCCACUUUGGUCCUUCCUUCUUUAGAUCAUGCUUCCUUUUGGACAGAUUCCAGUGAUUUUAAAGAUAUAUUUGAUUGGAAGCAUUUCAUGGAAGUAUUGAAAGAUGAUGUUGAAGUUGUGGAGUCUCUUCCAAAACAAGUUGCAUCACUAAAGCCAUUACAGAAACCUCCCAUCUCAUGGUCCAGGCCUAACUAUUACAGAACGGAUAUAGCUUCUUUACUGAAGAAGUAUAAGGUCAUCAAAUUUACACACUCCGACUCUCGCCUUGCUAACAAUGGCGUCGCUGCUUCGAUUCAAAGACUCCGUUGUCGCACAAUGUACAAGGCAUUGAGGUUCACAGGAAGAAUCGACGAGCUGGGAAGGAAGUUUGUUGAUAGGCUUAAAAGUAAUGGCGAACCAUUUAUAGCUCUUCAUUUAAGAUAUGAAAAGGACAUGCUUGCUUUUACAGGAUGUAGUCAUAAUCUUACCAAAGCUGAGGAUAAAGAACUGAAGAGAAUGAGGUUUAAAGUAAGGCAUUGGAAGGAAAAGAAUAUAAACGGUACUCAAAGAAGACUGGAAGGAUUAUGCCCUAUGACACCGAGAGAGAUUGCUGUAUUCCUUGAGACAAUGGGGUAUCCAUAUGAUACGAAAAUUUAUUUAGUUGCAGGAGAGAUUUAUGGGCGAAAUGGGAUCAAAGCACUUGAAGCAUUGUAUCCGAAUAUAUAUACUCAUUUCAUCCUAGGAACAGAGGAAGAACUGAAACCAUUCAAGAAUUGUCAGAAUCAACUUGCUGCAAUAGAUUAUAUUGUAGCAGUCGAAAGCAGCGUUUUUGUUUACAGCUAUGAUGGAAAUAUGGCCAAGGCAGUCACAGGCCACAGAAGAUUUGAAGGUUUUCGAAAAACCAUUAGCCCUGACAAAUAUAAUUUUGCAAGACUGAUCGAUCGUCUAGACAAUGGCAUGAUAUCUCAGGAUGAAUUCUCAGUGGAAGUCAGAAAUCUACAUAGCGACAGAAUUGGAGCUCCUCGCCGAAGGGUACCUGGAAAUUCCCCGAGACUGGAGGAAAACUUUUACGCAAACCCUUUCCCUGCCUGCAUUUGUGACAAAUCGAGACCAACCAUCUUGCAUAGAAUAAACUUGUUAAAAUAAGAAGAGUUCACCAUUUCAAAUAGGUGCUUAAGCUGCAAUACACUAACCUCUUGGCUGCAAUGGCCAAUCGAACUGUACAGAUGAUCAGAGGAUUUUUUUUGUGCUCUGCUACCUAGGUUUUGCAUCACUGGUGCAAUUGCUAGAUCACCAAAAUAUAUUACAAGUUGUAAAUUGAGAGUCCCUCACCCAGAAAAAUGAAAAAGCAUUGAAGUGCUAGAUCACCAAAAUACAAUUCUGUAUACAAUAUCCAUUUGCCUGUGAUUUUAUCUUAUAUUUCACAG